AUGGAUAAGAAGAGACUCUUGGAAAGUGGUAGGAGACAGGAAGCGGCUAAAACUCCAACUUACCAACACAGAUCAGAAAGUUAUACAAAGAAUUUUCAAGAUGGAGUGGAAAAACAGCUGUGCAAGGAACAAGCUGGCUACAGAAGAAGGAGUAUUACAAAACUACGGGUAUUUACACUCCGUAACAUCAAAGAGCAAUGCACCGAAUGGAAUUCAACAUUGUUUGUAAUUUAUGUUGACUUUGAAAAGGCAUUUGAUUCCAUUCACAGUGAGAGCCUUGAGUCUAUCAUGAAGUUUUAUGGCAUCCCAGACAACGUGGUCAGAAUGGUGAAACUCCUAUAUGAAUCAUUUCAAUGUGCAGUCCUAGACGAUGGGGAAGAAACGGACUGGUUCCGGGAAACAACAGGAGGGAAGCAGGGGUCCACAAUGUCUGGAUUCCUAUUCUGUUGGUUAUAA
Saccostrea cuccullata (small rock oyster) is the source of this 456-nucleotide messenger RNA. RefSeq lists its product as uncharacterized. The record is from RefSeq and is a predicted model, not a curated record. Lineage: Eukaryota; Metazoa; Mollusca; Bivalvia; Ostreida; Ostreidae. Bases 1 to 456 code for a protein of 151 amino acids. The transcript is spliced from 2 exons.